AUGUCUACUACAGGUCGUGAUGGAAUUGAUUCCUCUACCAUCCGUCAGAGACAACAGGCUCUGAGCACCUCAGCCGAAGAUGGAUCCUCCAGCACAGACGCUAACCUCGAGAAAAUCGAGACAUCGAAGAAGGUCAAGUUUGACGAAGCUAAGAGCUUUAAUUCUUCUUUGAGGGAACUCGAAUCAUGGUUGGCUCCAAUCUUGUUCACCAUCUUGUCAUUUGGAGUAAGAUUAUACAAGAUUUCAGCCAACGAUGCUGUUGUUUGGGAUGAGGCACAUUUCGGAAAGUUUGGUUCAUACUACUUAAGACACGAAUUCUACCACGAUGUCCAUCCCCCAUUGGGUAAGAUGCUCAUUGGGCUCUCCGGAUAUCUUGCUGGUUACAAUGGAUCUUGGGAUUUCCCUUCUGGUGAAAAAUACCCAGCCUAUCUCGACUACACUAAGAUGAGAGUGUUCCAGGCCAUCUUCAGUUCAUUGUGUGUUCCUUUGGCCUAUUAUACUGCAAAGGAAAUUGGAUUCAGCAUUGCUUCUGUCUGGUUGUUCACUUUGAUGGUUACUUUGGAAUUGAGUUACGUUACUUUAGGUAAAUUCAUUUUGCUUGAUUCCAUGUUGUUAUUUUUCACUGUGGCUACUGUGUUCUGCUUUGUUAGAUUUCACUCCUUCAACUCCAACCCAACACAUUCCAACAACUUCACAAGGAAGUGGUGGAAGUGGUUGUUGCUUACCGGGUUCAGUAUUGGAUGCACCUGUUCUGUUAAGAUGGUUGGGUUAUUCGUCACUACUUUGAUUGGUAUCUACACCGUUGUCGACUUAUGGAACAAGUUGGGUGACAAGAAAAUUCUGUGGGCACAAUAUGGUUACCACUGGAUUUCCAGAAUUGUAGGGUUGAUCUUGAUUCCAUUAUUGAUCUUUUUAUUAUCAUUCAAAAUGCAUUUUGACUUGUUGUACAAGUCUGGUACUGGAGAUGCCAACAUGUCAUCUCUUUUCCAAGCCAAUUUGGCAGGAAGUAACAUUUUAGGAGGUUCAAGAGAGGUAUCAUUUGGUCACUCUCAGGUCACUUUAAAGAACCAAGGUCUUACCGGUGGACUCUUGCACUCCCACGUUCAAGCAUUCCCAGAAGGUUCAAAGCAACAACAAGUUACCACCUACUCACACAAGGACUCCAACAAUGAUUGGGUUUUCCAAAAGGCUAGACCUGAACCAUACUACGAUACUGAGAACUCUAAGGAGAUUGAAUACGUUUUGGACGGUAUGACUGUUAGACUUGUUCAUCCAAUGACUGGUAGAAACUUGCACACUCAUCCAAUCGCUGCUCCUGUUUCAAAGGGUGAAUGGGAAGUUGCUGGAUAUGGUAACUUAACAAUUGGAGAUGAAAAGGACAAUUGGACUAUUGAAAUAAUGGAACAAAUGGGAGACGAAGAUAAGACUAAAUUACAUCCUUUGACUUCUUCCUUCAGAUUGUAUUCCCAGGCCAUGAAUUGUUACUUGGGUGUUUCUGGUAACUCAUUACCUCAAUGGGGUUUUAGACAGGGUGAAGUAGUAUGCUACAAGAACCCAUUCUCCAAGGAUAAGAGAACCUGGUGGAACAUUGAAAACAAUGAGAAUGAAUUGUUACCAUCUACUCCAGCGGACUUUAAAUUACCAAGAACCAAGUUUUUAAGAGAUUUCAUUCAAUUGAACUUAGCAAUGAUGGCAACCAACAAUGCCUUAGUCCCAGACACAGAUAAACAAGAUGACUUGGCAUCAUCUGCUUGGGAAUGGCCAACCUUACAUGUUGGUAUUCGUAUGUGUACCUGGGGUGUAAGUAACGUGAAAUAUUUCAUGAUUGGUUCUCCUGCAACUACGUGGCCAUCCACUGUUGCAGUUUUCGCCUUUUUCUUUGUCGUCAUUUGGUUUGUCAUCAGAUGGCAAAGGCAAAUUGAAGAUUUCCCUGCCAAUGACCCACAAAAAUUGAAGUUAUUUAUCAUGGGAGGUAUUUAUCCAAUGUUUGGAUGGGGAUUACACUUUAUGCCUUUUGUUGUUAUGGGUAGAGUCACAUAUGUCCAUCAUUAUGUGCCUGCUUUAUAUUUCGCCAUGAUUGUCUUCUUGUACGAGUUGGAAUCCUUAACCAGAGGUUUAAUUAGAUCCAACAGCAAUACCAAAAAGAUCGCAUAUGCUGUAAUUUAUGGUGCUUGGUAUGCUAUAGUAAUUGGUGUGUUCUGGUACUGGAGAUUUGUCAGUUUCGGUAUGUCUGGUCCAAAGGAAGCUUACAAGCACUUAGACUUGUUACCAAGUUGGAGAAUUGCCAAUGAAGGUUUCAAUUAA
Molecule: messenger RNA, 2304 nt
Organism: Dujonia railenensis
Lineage: Eukaryota; Fungi; Ascomycota; Pichiomycetes; Serinales; Debaryomycetaceae
Source: the annotation of a GenBank genome assembly